Molecule: messenger RNA, 1807 nt
Organism: Lolium rigidum
Lineage: Eukaryota; Viridiplantae; Streptophyta; Magnoliopsida; Poales; Poaceae
Product: 3-ketoacyl-CoA synthase 12-like
Exons: 1
Coding region: 83-1474 (463 amino acids)
Biological process (GO): fatty acid biosynthetic process
Cellular component (GO): membrane
Molecular function (GO): acyltransferase activity, transferring groups other than amino-acyl groups
Source: RefSeq, a predicted model, not a curated record
CUUCCCGUCAAACAUACAGCCAGCUAACCUGCUAGCUCUGAUCCGUUGCCAGGAGAUCAACUAGCAAGAUCGGUCGAUCAACAUGGAGCUGCUUCUCCUGCUCACAGUGCUCCUCCUUGCGCACGCGGUGGCCUACCUGGCUUGGACCUCCUUGGCCCGUCGACGGCAGUCGCGGUGCUACCUCCUGGACUACGUCUGCCACAAACCGUCGGACGACCGCAAAGUGAACACAGAGGUCGCCGGCGACGUGGUCCAGCGUAACUCGCGCCUGGGCCUGUCCGAGUACCGCUUCCUCCUCCGCGUCAUCAUCCGCUCCGGCAUCGGCGAGGAGACCUACUGCCCGCUUAACAUCCUGGAGCAGCGGGAGGACGCGCCCACCCACCAGGACGCGGUGGACGAGAUGGACGCCUUCCUCGACGCCACCGUCGCCGGCCUCUUCGCCAAGAGCGGCUUCGAGCCCCGCGACGUGGACGUCCUCGUCGUCAACGUGUCCAUGUUCUGCCCGGCGCCGUCCCUCGCCGCUCGGAUCGUGCACCGCUACGGCAUGCGCGAGGACGUGGCCGCGUACAACCUGUCGGGGAUGGGGUGCAGCGCCGGCCUGGUGUCGCUGGACCUGGCGCGCAACGCACUGCGGACACGGCGGAACGCGACGGCGCUGGUGGUCUCGACGGAGUCCAUCGCGCCCAACUGGUACUCCGGGAUCGACAAGUCCAUGAUGCUGGCCAACUGCCUGUUCCGCUGCGGCGGGUCGGCGGUUCUGCUGACCAACGACCCGGCGCACCGGGGCCGGGCCAAGAUGGAGCUGAGCUGCCUGGUGCGCUCCAACAUCGCCGCCAACGACGACGCGCACCUGUGCGCCCAGCAGCGGGAGGACGAGGAAGGGCGCGUGGGGAUCUCCCUGAGCAAGAACCUGCCCAAGGCCGCCGUCCGGGCCUUCUCCGUGAACCUCCGGACCCUGGCGCCGCUGAUCCUCCCCGUGUCCGAGCUCGCGCGGUUCUCCGCGCAGCUCAUGUGGAAGAAGAUCCUGCGACGCGGCAGCAAGCAGCAGCGCAAGGGCGGCGAGGGCGGCCCCAAGAUCAACUUCAAGACGGGCGUGGACCACUUCUGCCUCCACCCGGGCGGCACGGCGGUGAUCGAGGCGGUGAAGCGGAGCCUGGGGCUGGACGACGGCGACGUGGAGGCGGCGCGGAUGACGCUGCACCGGUGGGGGAACACGUCGGCGAGCAGCCUGUGGUACGUGCUGUCGUACAUGGAGGCCAAGGGGAGGCUGAGGAGAGGCGACAGGGUGCUCAUGGUCACCUUCGGCUCCGGGUUCAAGUGCAACAGCUGCAUGUGGGAGGUGAAGGGCGACAUGACCGACAAGGGCGCGUGGGCCGACUGCAUCGCCGACUACCCGCCGGAGAGCACCGCCAACCCCUACAUGGACAAAUACGGGUGGCUCAACGACGUCGAAGGCGACACCCUCAUAUUUUAGUUCCUCACUCCAUAUACUACUCAUCACUACGUACCCCGGUCACUCGUCGGUGUGAAAUUACAUGCAUAUAUACAUUUCUGUGUGGAGCGUGCUAGCUAGCAGCAAAGCAAUAUUAAGUUAGCUAGCACCAUCAUGUACGUACGUAAUUAAGUAGGCAUGCUUGUUUUUUCUCCAUCAGCUGUUACGCACACAUAGGCAAGUUUUAGCGAAUCAAGCGUUUGUUUAGACUGUACCAUAUUUAUCAGUACCUUAGACUCGUCACACUCAAGAUUCAAGAUACAUACAUACCUUAGACUCGCCACAACAAUAAUAUCGGCGAUUUUCUUUUUCCAA